CCUUCUAAGAUGUCAGAUAGUGAGUGGACUUAAUCUCUCGAUCAUCCUGCAUCCGAGAGAGGCGGUGCUCAUGCUCGAUCUUCCGAUCCACCGAUCGAAAGAAGCCAUUGUUCGGAAAUAAUAAUCGGUUUAAUCAUGGAAAGGGAAACCCGUGGAAAAAGUUGGUGUUAGACAGAGUAAAAAUAAAUCGCAAUUGUGGUGAUGGUGCUCUUCGUUCAAGCAUCCCCGUUCUUCGAUCGAGGAGUCAUGAAGUCACGUGGCUCGAGGCUGAGUUGCCUUCGCAGAAUUGGUUACGCUUUAUUGGUGACCAUCUUUUGUCUCUCGUCGACCACGUCCACUUCUCCUUUUAAUUCGAACAACAACAACUCGACGUACGUCGAGAGAUGCCGAGCCGAUUGCGCGUCGCACAAGGAUCUUAUAACUUGCGGCAAGUUCAGGGUCGUUAGAUGGUUGAACGACAUCGCGAGGGAGAAGGAAUUCAAGUACGGCGCGAUCCGCAUCGUCAGAAUCCCGUCACUGUCGCAGCAACCGGUUAUCCCGAAAUUGCCCGAGUCUCGUGCGUUCAAGACCGGCAUAAUGGAGGCCUUGAACUUCGUCAGGGACACGGCCGAGGAUCUUAUUACGAAACGAGCUCUCGUUUACACGAUCGACAACACGGUUUCCGCGAGAAGUUUCGGGACAAUGCCCAUGAUCGUGGACGAGGACCAACUCGCUCGGAUGGAGAGCAGAGGCAUAUCCGACGCUGCUUGGCGAGGGAUCAAGCACAAGAAGGCUCUCAUCCUCCCACUCUUGAUCCUCUUCAAAUUGAUGAAGCUGAAACUUUGGAUCGUGCCGAUCUUCCUCGCCGUUCACUUCAUCAAAAAGAUUCUAGUGAUCGCCUCGAUCCUCCUCCCGAUACUGUUCACGCGUCUCAAGAUCUGCAAAGUGUCGCAGCCCCAUCAUCAAGGUUACCCCCACCACCUGUGGACCACAGCAGCCGAAGCGCCGAUCGAUUAUCCGUCAGGAUACGGAGAGGAGGUCUGGCCGUCUCACAGAAACGACUACCAACAAGGUCCUCCCUAUCUAGCCUACCGCAACCCGUAUGGAUGAGAAAGAACGGAAGGAAAACUCGAAAGAUCAUCCGAGGCAAAUCUCGUGCCAAAUCUCGCUUGGACAAACAUCUUUCCAAUCCUUUCUUUCCUCUUCCACUCGCGCCUCCUUCUUCCCGAACACUUUCUUAACGAUAAUAGGGUACAUCGUAUUUAGCGGCGAUUAUCGAUCGCUUUCCACCCGGCGAGAAAUGACUUUCACACGUUGCCGAGUACCGUUACCAAUAUUUGUAACGAGGCGCACGUAAUCGAGGAUCAUAAGCGGCGAGUGGGUUUUUCUUUUUCCUCGCGGAUUCGCGCACACGUCACGCGAGUUAUUCGAAUUUCUCCAAUUGAUUAGGUGUACCGUAAAUCCAGAGGAAUUCGCCAACGACCUCGCGUGAUGCCCACUUCCGGGGGAGAAGACACGUACGUUUGUGAAUCGUCCACGAUGGAUUCGGAAAGAAAAAAUUGCUUAAAAUUCUUUUAUUAUUCUUCGAAACGAUCGAAUUAGUUGUAAUUAAUUUCUAGUACCUAUAUGUAUAUUUUUACAAAAUAAAUUGCUCUACUUGGUGUAA
This is a messenger RNA of Apis cerana (Asiatic honeybee), 1645 nucleotides long. RefSeq lists its product as uncharacterized. NCBI's taxonomy places the organism in Eukaryota, Metazoa, Arthropoda, Insecta, Hymenoptera, Apidae. Gene Ontology annotation, cellular component: membrane. The record is from RefSeq and is a predicted model, not a curated record.